Molecule: messenger RNA, 5821 nt
Organism: Xiphophorus couchianus (Monterrey platyfish)
Lineage: Eukaryota; Metazoa; Chordata; Actinopteri; Cyprinodontiformes; Poeciliidae
Gene: vkorc1l1
Product: vitamin K epoxide reductase complex, subunit 1-like 1
Exons: 3
Coding region: 107-634 (175 amino acids)
Biological process (GO): peptidyl-glutamic acid carboxylation; vitamin K metabolic process
Molecular function (GO): vitamin-K-epoxide reductase (warfarin-sensitive) activity
Source: RefSeq, a predicted model, not a curated record
CGCCCCUCACGGCGUGGCGAGUCCUGACGCUUUUCCACGUCGCAGCUCUGCCUCAUAGGCGAACCAGCUGCGUGUGUAUGCGUGUCUCCAGCUAGGCCAGAGAGUGAUGGCGGCGCCCGUCUUGAGAGUGUCCACCCCUCGGUGGGAAAGAAUAGCCCGGCUCCUCGUCUGCCUGCUGGGCAUACUCCUUUCUCUGUAUGCGUUUCACGUCGAGAGGGAAAAGGCCCGGGACCCGACUUACGAGGCCAUGUGCGACGUCAGCACCUCCAUCAGCUGCUCGAAAGUGUUCAGCUCCAGGUGGGGUCGAGGAUUUGGACUCCUGGGCUCAAUUUUUGGGAACGAUAGUGCGCUGAACCAACCCAACAGUGUCUACGGGAUACUCUUUUAUGCCUUUCAGCUCUUAUUAGGAAUGACCGUCAGCGCAAUGGCCGCCCUUUUCCUCAUGACGACGUCCAUCUUGUCGGUGGUGGGUUCGCUUUACCUGGGCUACAUCCUCUACUUUGUCCUAAAGGACUUCUGCGUCAUCUGCAUCACCACAUACGCGCUGAACUUCAUUCUGUUUAUCCUCAACUACAAGCGACUGGUUUACUUGAAUGAAGCCUGGAAGCAGCAGCUUCAGGUCAAACAGGACUGAGCUUCCGAGAGGGGGCACGACUUCAAAGUCAAAAAGAAAAAAGAAAAGCAACCUGAUAACAAAAUAUUAAAUAAAAAAAGAAAAAGUAACGCAACCUCUGAACAUUUGACUUGCCACCAGGAGACCUUGCUUCCAAACAAUGUUUAUUCUGCUGUGUGUUAGAAAAAAAUGAAGAAAUUUAACUUAAAUGUUGGGCCUGACAUCUCAAUAUUGAUUGCAAAAUCUGAAGGAUUUGUAAGUGAAAGAUGGCUUUUGUUCCAUUUGAUCUCCCUUCCUCCCCUCCAUUUAACCUCUCACUUAUGGGCCCAGCUGCCUGGGUGUGUGGGUGUGGGCGGAAAACACAACGCUGCUGAGGUGGAAGUACCCGCACAGGACGCACCUAUAGGACAGCUCUGCUCUGAACAAAAAAACGGAUCGCAGACUGGAAGAAGAGGAGGAGACGGAACAUUAAACAGUGAAAUUGACAGAUCAUCUGUACUCAGAGCUGAGCAAAAGUCCCCAAGUCAAAACAAAACGCCCAUUUGGUUACCGUGUAAGUCUGCAGAUAAGGUUUUUACAGCAGGUUGAGAAGAGGACGAUGCAACAAUUACCAUUUAUAAAGGAUGAUUUGUUUUUUUUUUUUCUUCCAUGUUUACACUUUGUAGUACAUUUUUUGUUUUGAUUUUUUUUGAUGAGGACCACUAAAUAAAACAUGGGACAAUGUGAGAUACUGUGUGUAGAUCAGUCAGAUGUUUUUUUUUUCUUUUUUUUUCUCAAUUCUGUACAUAGCUGCUGAGCAAUACACCGGGCUAGAUCGUGGCAUAAAUGACACAAAACCCUGACCAACAAAGCUUAAACGGUAAGAAGAUGACAGGAGAUCUGUAAGGUUGCGUCCGGGUGGAUGAGUCUGAGGAUGUGCUCGGGACGUCUUCCUGCUCCGUAACAGCCUGGUCGGGCUUGCCGUUCAGAAGGCUCUUUGUUUUAGAAGUGAAAGUAAUUACAUCAGAAACAGAUCUGCAGGUUCGUCACUCUUUGCUCAAAAGCACCCUCACUCUUAUUUUCGUCGUGUGUAAAGCAUUCCUGACCACCACACAAGUGGGAUUCUUUGAGACUUAUGUGCCUAAAGGAGUGUUAAUGUGAAUUACCUUUUUUGUUUUUUUAAAAUAUUUUAGUUUUGGGGAUAAUCCGGAGGGAGUUGAUGUCGACACCAAUUUUUCCUCAUUGUUUUAUCGUCACGGGACAUUUUGUUGUUGUAAAUGAAGAGCAUUGGCAUGGGCUCGUGUGGGACUCUCCCGGUAAAACUACAGUAUCACAAAUUUCAGUGUUUAUGAAGCAGAAUAUGAUCCCUUUUUUGCAGUUCUGUUUUUUUUUAUAGAGUAACAAUGCUACUAAACAAGCUGGUGCUAGCUGGGGAAUCAGUCAGCCUAUCUGCAGUUAGCUUCCAAACAGAAAUGCCACUUGUAGUUUGCCAACUCGUAAGGAAUAAGCAGUGUUAAGCAGUAGUUUAUGGACAGAGCUACUUUAGUGCACUUCUUUCAGCCUGCUGGCUGGCGGUGUGUAGCAACAUUUGUGAACAUCCAAGGAAAACUGGUCAACUAAACACUUUCUUUGGUUUGAGUUGAGGUAGGCUAGCAUUAGCUGGUUAGUCAGGCUACCUGCUCAGGCAGCUCACCAAUUUCUCCUUUGAAUAAGUUCCAAACGACCCAAUUUGUCUUUUUAACCCUCCAUGCAACGCUCAGGAGGAGUAUUCCAGAUGUCAUAGUUGGACAGCGGGCAAGUGGGGGGUCCCGUCAGACCAUCAGUUCCCGAAACCACACGCACACAAAACUGGUAAAAACACACCCGGCGGUAUAAAAGAUAAUUGGACCCAGUCUCUUAAGACCGUGUUAGGGUUAAGGUAGCUGACUGGCUUUGAUCAGCAGCACGUGUGGGAGGGGAAGCGUUGCAUUCUUUCUACGCUCCAUGGAGUCAAAGACAAAGAAUAGUUUUGUCUUUCUUUCUUUGGCAUCUCGUUAAAAUCAUCUGAAUCAGGAACACUAUAACAAGAAAUUUUAUUUUCUGUGUGUGGUGUUUUGUUUUUAAACCUUUGAUCCCGGUAACCGGUCCAUGCCAGGAAGAUGCCGCCGAAGUGUUUGUCCCUCUUGUCGUCUCACGAGGUAGCAAUAGGCUGCUAUACUGUGACCAUCUGUGCAUGGUCACAGUGGCCCACUGGCAGAGGCGUCUUUAGCCUCCCGGGUACACUAAAAUUGCCUGGCUUUCGGUUGCCUGGUUCGGUUGGCAUACGGUUGGUGGGGUGUUGGUUGAACGGUCCCAUGAAAAACAAAAACUAGUGCACUGUUGAUGUGAACUGCACAUGUGAACCAAGGAGUUAGAUUUACUAAAGAACUAAAUGUUGCGUUUAAGCCAUAUGUGGAUUUUGUGUUGUUUUUUUUUUUGUUCUGAUAGGACAACCAAGUCCCUCACUGUUGUUUUAAAUUGCACCAAGUUUUAGAUCUAACAGUCAGGUGAAAGCAGAACUAGACUGCUCUACGGAGAAAGCAGAUGUAGCUUCUAGAGAUUCAUUUUUCUUCCAUCCAGAGGUCAUCGUUUUUUCUUUUCUUUGUCCUUCACAUGGCCAUAACACAGUCUUACACUUUCAAAGAUCUGUAACAGUCACUGUAAUAAAUGUAAUGGUGUGAUUCAUCUGUGGUAAUAAACCAUCUCGCCUAUGGUUCCCUUAGUACGAUUUGCAUCCUUCCUGUUGUAAAUGAAGGGAGUGUUGAGGUGCUAAUUAAUGUCUAGCUGUGCUUUCAGUGACGUGCUUCUCGAGACGAAUUGUGAAACCAUUGGAAGUAAUGAAUCUAUCCUGGCAUAUUGUAACCUGUGUCACUGCUUGUUUCAGUUGACCAUUUUCCGAGGCCAACAACGUGUUUUAGCCCGAAUUAUUUUCCCCCCUUUACAUUCCAGGCACACAUUCUUUUCUCUGCAGACCAUAAUUACUUAUUACUUAUUACUUUUUUACUUAUGAAAAAGGCAUGGGCUGCUCUGGAUUUCUCAUGGUAUAAGCUGAUGGAAAAAAAGGCCACAAUAUCAGUACAAGAUUUUCACAAUGUGUAACAAUUUUAAACAGAAAAGCAAUGAUUAUUAUUAGUUUUAAUAUAAUUUAAUCAGUUGUCUUGUGCUGUUUUGACAAGUAUGGAAGGAUUUUUAUUUUUUCUCCAAGUAAGGAUGAAUAUUUAAGUAUUUAAUGUUGAGAAUUUCUGGAUUUUAUUGCUUAUUCCAUUUUAAAGUUAUUAGAAAUUCUGGAAAAAUAAAGUUACAUGGAUUUACUUUUUGUAUGACAUCGGGUUUGUGACAAUUUGAGGAUUUUUUUUCUUUUUCUUAUUGCCAGAUGAAACUCAUUCAAAUAUAAAAAGAGCAAAUUCACCGCAUUUUUUUGGCCUCUGCCAGCUUUUUUAACUAGACCAACAUUUAUGAUUUAAGUUAAUCUUACAAUUGAAAAUGCUUCAUUUUUCCAAGAUUUUUCUGAAAUUACGGUAUUACUAUUCACAAACAGAUUUUAAAAGAUUUCAAUUCAGGAUCCUUCAGUCCAGACUUUUCAGUGUUAUGCAUUUUAAACUGCCUAGAUGCCAUACAAAUAGUGAAACAGCCCUUUACCACACUGCCAAUUCACCGUGUUUCAUGAUCGCUGAGGGGUACAAAAACGGAGCAUAUAAGUGAAUUACAAGGGGAUGACGAUGUAAAAAAUCUGAAAUGUAAAUGUCAUGGGAACUCUGAGUAAUUAUUUCGAUACAAACUCAAGUAAAAAUACUUAAUCAAAUAAAUACAUUGGAAGUAAAACAAGUUAUUAGCUGGCUAGCUCCUCUGCUAGCUAGCCUGACGUUAGCUGCUGAACAGACAUACCACGCCAACUGUUUUAAAGUCUUUAAGAAGAAUUGUUAGUUUCUACAUGAGUGCUUGUGUUAUUUUGCAACUGGAAACUGUUUCAAACUGACAAAUUGUUUUUUUUAUCUUCUUCUCUUUUCGUUCUUAUCUAGCACAGCUGGUUAAGCUAACUAACGGUGCGCCCCAACAGGUGCGGGAGAAACGUUCAAUCUGGCACAUUCUGUGGCAUCACAUUAAACGAUUCUUAAAGUGUAGGAAUGGUGCGACCAUCAAAUUUUAACAUAACGGAAUUGUGCAGUUUUAAACCUGAACAGUGACAACCAGCCCCAGCUAAUGACUAUUUUAUUUUGCAUUGUACCAGUCUGGGUGGGACUCCUUAUGGUCUAUAUGUAGCUUUUUUAAAAUGUCAAUAGGAACCAAUGGCUGCUUAGACAAGAUUCUGUGUUGACAUCAGUUUGGUUUUCAUUGCCCGUUUUGGGAACAUUGUAUGUAAAACCAAUUUCCAUCUUCAUAAGGAAUGAACUUAUAAAGAGUAGCCUAUGGCUUUUUAUUUAUUUUUCUCAACGCAAAACAAACUGACAUUAAUCUGCCAGGCUCUUCCUGGAACUAAAUAUGGGCCUGGUCGUGUUUACGUAGACCAGGCUGUGUGUGUAGGCUUGCAUGAGUGUGUAGUCACUCAUGCAAGCCUACUUACACUAAUUCUUAAACGUGACUUUGAGGAAAACGCAGUUAGGAAUGUUGGGCAUAAAGGAUCACUUUGUCGUUGGAUUAUUUGAUGUGAGAGCGAUCAAUUUUCCAUUCUUAUUAAUAUUAUUUAGGCCUAGAGGUAUAACUGCCAUGUUAGUUGCAUCACUAAUGCCAACAAAAGUGCCUUCUGUUUGAUCACCCGGCCUCGAGCCAAAGACGAGCAACAGUAACAGCCUUGUAAGAAGAAAUGCACCAGGCACGUCUGCUUGCCUUCCUAAGGAUGGAAUCACAGAAAUUGGAAAUUCCCAAAGAUUUAACAUCCAGUAACGUUACAGUGCAGAAAUGUGUUCGCCAAUUACCAGACGGAAGACCCUGUCAAACCCUGUCGUUCAUUGUUUUAUUGUUCCUAAACCCCACCAUGUAAUUCUCCUCUUUUUGUCUAGAUAAGAAUGGUUUGUUUCAAAACAGUACACUGUUCAAAUGAGAUUGUAAUUUUCUUUGAUCAAUUUUGCCCUUUAGCUGUUUAGACUGUUAACACCGAGUUAUUUUAGUAUAUAAAAAACAACCAAAAAAAAAAAAACUAAAGUUGAGAGGCUGGAGGGCUUGGAAUUCAUGUGUCAGUGAAAAUUGUUUAUUAAAAUUCUUUGUGGAGGAAAA